CAAGUGGGCUCCACCUGUUAGAUGGGCUACAAGUUGUCACUGCACCUCAUCAAACGACUUCCGCCAAAGAUUCCACAACAAGCAAUCGGGGCAACCAUCAAGCAUCACAUUUGCCAAAAAAAUGGGUCUAAUGUAAGUUCUAAUAGUCCAAAUACCCACCCUUGUGACUUUGGUGAAGUUAUUGGGAGGAUGCACCCCAGACUUGCAUUCUUGGAUGAUCAAUACACACAGCUGCAGCAGUUGCAAGAUGAGAGCAACCCAGAUUUUGUUUUUGAAGUGGUGUCUCUCUUCUUUGAUGAUUCUGAGAAGCUUCGUAAUGAUUUGAGCAGAGCUCUAUGAGGAAUUUUCUUCUCUCUCUUGUUGGAUAUUGAAAAGCUCACUUUUUCUAUGUUUUUCUUUUCUAGAAGAG
Molecule: messenger RNA, 409 nt
Organism: Magnolia sinica
Lineage: Eukaryota; Viridiplantae; Streptophyta; Magnoliopsida; Magnoliales; Magnoliaceae
Product: histidine-containing phosphotransfer protein 3-like
Exons: 2
Coding region: 22-339 (105 amino acids)
Biological process (GO): phosphorelay signal transduction system; phosphorylation; cytokinin-activated signaling pathway
Cellular component (GO): nucleus; cytoplasm
Molecular function (GO): protein histidine kinase binding; histidine phosphotransfer kinase activity
Source: RefSeq, a predicted model, not a curated record